Molecule: messenger RNA, 2221 nt
Organism: Rattus norvegicus (Norway rat)
Lineage: Eukaryota; Metazoa; Chordata; Mammalia; Rodentia; Muridae
Gene: C20h21orf58
Product: similar to human chromosome 21 open reading frame 58
Source: RefSeq, a predicted model, not a curated record
CACAGAGCUGAGGAAGGACUCUCAGAGGUGUCAUGGCAACCCAGGACCUCCCUUCCUCACAGGCUCGCACAUCACAGACUCCAGGGAAGGCUCUGGCAUUGUGGUCUAGAGAGGGAUCUGACAAUCUCCCAUUUACAUGUCUUGAGGCACCAUGACCCCUAAGAGGGCUCUUUGCUGCACAUAACUAAGGACCAGGGCAGAGUGAGGACUCUAGUCUCCUACUUCUCUGCAGGCUCCUUUUCAGUCAGUAGUCAUGACGUUGGACUCCUCAAUGGCGGAUCAGAUGACCCGGCUGAGGUUAAGACUCCUGGAACAGAUGCUGGAGCAGGAACGAGAGAGCAUGGACAGAGCAGGACAACAGGAAAAGCCAGACCCUGCCCUCCAGAGUGCUUUGAUGAGAAGGAAGGACCUUCUACAGAGGCUCUGGGAGCAGCAGCUGAUGGACGAACACUCCCCGACCUGGAGGACACAUGGAAAAGCCAUAGCGCCAACCCUGAACCCAGAGGUCCCUCCCAUGGAUGUCUUCCCUGCUGCCUCCCCAUCUUUGCCCCAACCCCCAGAGCCACUAAGGAUCAUCCAGCAACCGGUCCCCCAGUCUCCUGCAACCAUAAUACAGCAGUUACCCCAGCAGCCACUGAUCGCACAGAUUCCUCCUCCUCAGGCCUUUCCCGCUCAAAGAUCAGGAAGUAUUAAGGAAGACAUGGUGGAGAUGAUGUUGAUGCAGAACGCACAGAUGCACCAGAUCCUCAUGCAGAACAUGAUGCUUAAAGCCCUGCCCCCUGGGCCCACGGGGCCACGUGCUACUACCCUGCAGGACCAACGAUGGGUGCACCACGGGGUCCCGAGAGCUGAAAAGCAGAAGCCAUCUCCGGUUCACCACCACCACCACUAUGCGCCCACCACCCAGCUGCAGGCCGCCUCCGCAGCUGGCGCCCCUUCCGGUUAUGCCGGGUGGCCUCCAGUGGUUGCAGCCACUGCGCUCCCACAUGCAGCCAGCUUCUUGCCCACUGUGAGCCACCUGACCGAGCCAUCGACCUCCCAUCCUAGCUACCCUUAGCACGCCCAGUGUGGAGGGAGAAAGCUAGUGUCUUGCUGCAGAGAGAAAAGCCGAAAAGGUCCCUGUGAACUCUCAGUGCAUCCUCCUUCUCUCAAGCCUGGAGAUUCCUGUUCGCCGCUUUUAAGUUCUCCUCAUCGAUACAAAUGGUACACGUGGAUGCUCACGUGCACACAGGGGUUGCCUCCUCAACCUUCUCCAGGGUUGAAGUUUGUUCAUAAGUGGAUGUGGCUUUGCCCCACCCCCUUACCGUCAGGACAUCAUAGUAAUCCUCGUUUCCUUUGCAAUACUGGAAGAUAUACUCCACUCCUAGGAAAACGUCUCCCAGAUUAUAGUCAUCCGGUGAGCGUGGCUGAGGAAAUUCACCUGCUUUCAGAUUCUGCAAAGGAGAAAGCAAACUGGGAGGCCUUGGCGAACAGUGGCCGGAUUACAAGGACUCGACCCACUUGUUUGGAAGAGGACACAGGACUUCUGACCACAGGAUGUUCAAGCCAUGUAACAGAAGCUAAGGGCCAUCGAGGAGUCGGAGGGGGUGGAAUGCAAUUAUUACACACAGUGGCCCUCACAUGCUUCAAUUUCAUUAAAUUAUCUACUUCCCCUAGUCACAUUCAACAUCCUUGAAUUGGCAUACGGACACAAUCAGACUCUUCCCCACUUGCCUGCCUGCCAUGUUUUCCUGUUAAGCAAUAAGGCGAGUGCUUGGACACACUCUUACACUGUACCUUUGUCACGGUUUGCAUUUAUUUCUCUAGGCAUAACACCCAUAGAUGGUGGCACUCGCACAUUUCACAGCCUUUUCAGCCUUUUGAAGCACUGUUUACUAUCUAUCAAAAGUCGCUCCCCAGGAGGAUUGCUCCAAUAACAAUGGGUUAGACAAUGUGGUUACUUGUAGCUGUUGCAAGGGAGUUGAAAAUGCUUACCACUUUUAAACUUUUCUGUCCACAUAUUCACUACUGAGAUACCCUUACAACUGGAGAGGCCCAGGCUCAGCGGUUAAGAGCACUGACUGCUCUCUUCCCAGAGGUCCUGAGUUCAAUUCCCAGCAACCACAUGGUGGCUCACAACCAUCUGGGAUGGGAUCUGAUGCCCUCUUCUGAUGUGUCUGAAGACAGCUACAGUAUAGUUACAUAUAUAAAGUUAAUAAAUCUUUAAAAAUAAAUAAAUAAA